This is a messenger RNA of Musca vetustissima, 1437 nucleotides long. It is a transcript of the gene mlt, whose product is annotated as tubulin-specific chaperone cofactor E-like protein. Gene Ontology annotation, molecular function: alpha-tubulin binding. Lineage: Eukaryota; Metazoa; Arthropoda; Insecta; Diptera; Muscidae. Gene Ontology annotation, biological process: protein folding. The transcript has a single exon. Bases 1 to 1434 code for a protein of 477 amino acids. The record is from RefSeq and is a predicted model, not a curated record.
AUGCCUUCGCUAUUGGAAGCGAUUGAACGAAAAUACUUCUCCGAUUGCGACGACAAUCGGGAGGAGGAGGAAGCAAAAGACAAAGAUGCGGAUGCAGCAGCUGGACCCGGUACUAAUCGAUUGGUUUCCAUAUUCAUUCCUAGGCUACCGCCUCUGCAGUGUGUGCCUGAACUUUUGGUGCUGAACGACUGCGACAUUGACUGUGCGGGCGAUUUCGAAAGCAUCAAAGACAAAUGUCGCCGCGUGCGCGAACUCGAUUUGGCACAGAACAAACUACAGGACUGGCACGAAGUAUUCCAGAUUGUGGAGCACAUGCCGCGCAUAGAAUUCCUAAACCUGAGCAAGAACAACCUCAGUAACCCACUGACUAAGUUAUCCGCUCCACCCAUAACCAAUCUGAGAGGCAUCGUCUUGAAUGGCACCUACUUGAACUGGGAGAGUAUUGACGUCCUGCUCGAGAAUCUGCCAGUAUUGGAGGAGUUGCAUUUAAGUUUGAAUGACUACAAAGAGGUGCUCAUCGAUACUGCCGAACUUGCCACCGCCGACCUUGAAAAUAGUGAUAAUUGCAAGUGCUGUGAUUCCAAGGAGUCUUCCCACGCCAAGAAAUACAAGAAAAUCUCUCCCCAUAAAGCAUUGAGAACCCUGCAUUUUACCGGCAACCCUGUUGAGCAGUGGCCCGAAAUUUGUCGACUGGGUAGAAUUUUUCCGUGUAUGGAAAAUUUGGUGCUGGCCGAUUGUCCCAUACGGGCCAUUGAGUUCCCCGAAAAGCUGGAUAACUCCACAAUAACCGAUGCCACUGACGACGACGAUUUGCCCCAGAAGCACUUCCCCAACCUUCUGUUCCUCAAUCUCAGCUAUGCCUCUAUAAACACCUGGGACGACAUAGAUCGUUUGGCCACAUUUCCCAAGCUGAAAAAUCUUCGAGUGAAAAACUGGCCGCUCUGGGAUCGGCUGGAAUGUACCGAGCAUGAAAGGCGACAAUUGCUCAUAGCACGUCUGCCGAAUGUGGCCAUUUUAAAUGGAGGUGGUGUCAUAACACCCGACGAACGCGAGGAUGCCGAAAGGGCAUUCAUCCGCUACUACAUGGACAAACCAGAAAGUGAACGGCCCAAACGUUACCUCGACCUAGUUGCAAAACACGGCAAGCUGGACCCCUUGGUCAAUAUCAGCCUCAAGCCCGAUAAACGUGUCAAAAUUAUCCUCACAUAUGGCGAUAAAUCCGAAUCACGUCAUGUCGACUUAUACCGCACCGUUGCCGACCUCAAAGUAAAGCUCGAGAAAAUCAUCCCUUUGUCCGCCAAUAAAAUGCGUCUCUACUACUUGGACCAAGACUACAGGGAAUUCGGGCCCGAGGAAAUGCGCUAUCCCAACAAGCUGCUAUAUAGCUAUAACAUACAGGCCGGUGACGAAAUCAUUGUCGAUGAAAAGAAAUGAAAA